AUGCCGUGUCCUCAAAAGCUGGGCAUCAAACUUCAGCCGAAUCGUGGGGAACUGGUCGUGCGGUUGCUCGUAUCCCCCGUGUCUCUGGCGGUGGUACACACCGUGCAGGACAGGGGAGGUCGAAUGUUUGCACCUACCAAAAUCUGGCGUAAAUGGCACAUUAAAACUAACUUGAAUCAAAAAAGAUUUGCCAUUACGUCGGCCUUGGCGGCAUCUUCUAUUCCAUCUCUUGUCUUGGCACGAGGUCAUCGUAUUGAAGAGAUUAAAGAAGUGCCACUUGUAGUCGGUGACGGUAUUGAAUCUUUGACCAAAACCAAAACAGCUGUUGGUCUUUUGAAAAGUGUCAAGGCCCACAGAGAUGUGGUCAAAGUUUCAAACUCUCUUUAUAACGAAGAUCACGGAGUUGUCAAGGCCUUUCGCAAUAUUCCUGGAGUUGAACUUGUCAAUGUUAGACAUUUGAAUUUGUUACAGUUAGCACCUGGCGGUCACUUGGGUAGAUUUAUUAUCUGGUCUCAGGGGGCUUUCUCUUUAUUGGAUGAAUUGUUUGGAACAUAUGCAAAGGUUGCUUCUCUGAAGAAAGACUACAGCAUCAUUAAUUCCAAAGAGAUUCAACAAGCUCUUCGACCUGCUGGAGAGAAACAUCAGAAACGCCCUUGGACUCAAAAGAAAAAUCCCCUUCGCAACAAUGGAGUAAAAAUUCGGUUAAAUCCUUAUGCAAAGGUUCUGCGAAGGGCUGAAAUUAUUGCAGCAGAAAAACGCAAGGCUGGCAAAAUUAAGAAAGAAAAAGUUCAACAUAAAGCUUCGACUAAGACCGAUCGAAAGUAA
Acaulospora colombiana is the source of this 825-nucleotide messenger RNA. The record is from the annotation of a GenBank genome assembly. Lineage: Eukaryota; Fungi; Glomeromycota; Glomeromycetes; Diversisporales; Acaulosporaceae.